AUGGAAACUUAUAAUAACAGUGGUCCAUUAGUAAUGGUGAUAGAGUAUUUAGAAUCGUCAAUGUCGAAAGAUCUUCUCUGCAAAUUCCCCGACAACUCUGCUUACGAUUUUGACUAUUCCCAGAGCUCUAUUUGGUCUCCUUUAGUAGCUCCUCUGCUGUCUUCCGACCGUAGGCUCAGUUUCGGUCUUUCAAGAAAGUUGUCGUACGAGGAUGAUGAAACCUUGUUUGGGAAUAUUAAGGGGAAGUUUUCUAGUGUGUUGUUUGAUAACAUGAAAGUAUACAAAAAUUUGAAGAAGAGACAGAGAAAGGGGUUUGAUUUUUCUCCUGUACCAUCUUCUUCUAAGGUCGGCUCUAGUACUUCAACUCCAAGAAAGGGGUGGGCUAAGGUGCUAAAAGCGGCUUCUAAGCAUUUUAAGAAGAAGGGCAAGAAGAAAGAUUCUGCAGGUCAUCUUAAUCUUUCCAAAUGUUUAACUGGCAAUAGUCUUUCGCGCACUACUACAUAUCCAUAG
This is a messenger RNA of Lycium barbarum (goji berry), 510 nucleotides long. RefSeq lists its product as uncharacterized. The coding region runs from base 1 to 510 and encodes 169 amino acids. The record is from RefSeq and is a predicted model, not a curated record. The transcript is spliced from 2 exons. Lineage: Eukaryota; Viridiplantae; Streptophyta; Magnoliopsida; Solanales; Solanaceae.